CGGACGGUGGUGACACGAGCAGCAGUUGUCUCGGUUCUACUCAGCGUGUAUAGUAUACGAUUAUAUUAUUUAUUUUGCCAUUGGUCGCAUGUGUUUUGAUAGCGCAUCGUGCUGAGCGCGACCACCACGCACUUAUUACAAAACCAAUCCGAUAACAUCACUCAUCGCCAGUCAUUCAAUUGAGUAACAAGUGCUUCAAAAAGAUGCCCGAGUUCGAAGUGAAAAACUUGGAUAAGAUCCUAUCCGAUUCCCUCGGCAAGGAUGUGGUGGUUAUAGAACAGCGGAGCAAAUUCCUGACACCACCUGGUGAACACUAUGGAAGCAUCAUGCUGGCGCUCGACGCUACAGUUAAGAUCGAUGGUAAAGAGGAAAUCUUGCCACUGGUUGCGAAGAUGCUUCCAGCAAGUGAUAUGCUUCGAGUUGCUUUCGAUUCCGGCGUGACGUUCCAGAAAGAAAUUGACGCAUACACAAAAACCAUACCGGCUUUAGUGCAGUUCCAGAGGGAUUACAACGUUCCGGAACACAAGAUCCUGGACAUCUUCCCGAAAUGUUUCGGAGCUCGCAUCAGUUUAGAUAAGGAUGAAGUGGAUGAGAACGCAGUGCUGAUCUUCGAGAAUCUGAAGGUGAAAGGUUACGAUACCGGAGAUAGGUUUGUAGGCUUUGAUCUUCCGCAUGCACAGAUGAUCGUCAAAGAUUUAGCCAAAUUUCACGCCGUUCCUAUUGCUAUGAAGAAGCUUCGUCCGAACGAUUUCGACAAGUACGUAGGACCUUGCAUCAUCCCGAACGCUGGUAUUGAAACUUUGCCCGAUGACAUCGCAGCCGCCUUCACAGAUAGCAUUAUAGAAAUCGGGAAAACCAUCCCUGAGCUCAGUCCUUACUUGGAAAAGAUUACAGAGAUUGUUUUGACUAGCACCGAAGAUAUGAAAAACAAGAAUGGGCCUCCGAUAAUCACCCCGUACGCUACAGCAGUCCAUUCAGAUUACUGGGUUAACAACACUAUGGUUCUGAGAGACGCCAAUGGAAAUCCGCUGAAAAAUAAAAUAGUCGACCUACAAAUCAUGCAAUACGACCACGCUUUACGUGAUUUGAUCUUCUUCUUGUUCACUAGCGUACAAAAUCCAGUCCUCGACGCCCAUUACGAUGAUCUUAUCAAAUUGUAUCAUGAAACAUUUUACGAUUACUUGAAAGACUUCGGCGCCGAAAGCGACGAUUAUUCCUGGAAAAAUUUCCUAACCGAAUUGGAGGAUAUUGGGCCCAAAGAGUUCCAUCACGUCGCCUUCAUGCUUAAGCCAAUCUUCACAGAAAAGGGAAAAAUCAACAACCUCUCCGAAUUCAAACCCAGCGACUGGGGAAGACGGGACCUCAUCGGCCCAGCCCACAAGCAGAAACUUAAGGACACAAUCCUCGCCUACGUUAAGAGAAAUUGGAUAUAAUCCCAAUCCAAUAAUCGAAUUAUUUAUUCCCCAAUUAAUCAAAGUAUUCUUAGACUAGAGUUGAAUGUGAUUCGUUAAAGAAAUCACGACUAGUUCUAUUAAUGAAAUUGUACUUUAGACAAAUUUCUACCUAAAAACUAACGUUAUUGGAUUUGAAAUUCCUGAGUUUAGUUCAAUUGUGAUUUAAAAUCAUAAUGUUAUUACUGUUUUAUGUACCUAAAAAUUUAAUAAAUCUAUUUUUUGAG
Molecule: messenger RNA, 1678 nt
Organism: Nicrophorus vespilloides
Lineage: Eukaryota; Metazoa; Arthropoda; Insecta; Coleoptera; Silphidae
Exons: 1
Coding region: 204-1433 (409 amino acids)
Source: RefSeq, a predicted model, not a curated record